This is a messenger RNA of Bactrocera latifrons, 4225 nucleotides long. RefSeq names its product neurobeachin-like protein 1. Gene Ontology annotation, cellular component: membrane; cytosol. Gene Ontology annotation, molecular function: protein kinase binding. The coding region runs from base 1 to 3204 and encodes 1067 amino acids. The record is from RefSeq and is a predicted model, not a curated record. NCBI's taxonomy places the organism in Eukaryota, Metazoa, Arthropoda, Insecta, Diptera, Tephritidae. The transcript has 16 exons. Gene Ontology annotation, biological process: intracellular protein localization.
AUGUCAAAACUCCCCACAGUUUUCCACUUAAGUCCACAAGCUUCCAAAACGAAUUUUCGUUGCGCUACUGAGCAUCAUCAGUAUGUGUUUUGUAUUUUUCAGCAGCCGAKUGGCUUAAGCGCAUUUGAAAUCAAUGCUGAAGCCGCGCUCAAAGCCACUGUGCGACUUCAUGGAGCCAUCAGUGGCAUGCGCUCCGUGCCGCAGGUCAAACCUUUGCAUGAUGUGUAUCAACGUGAAAUCGAAUUGAACCUUUGGGAGCCAAUCAAUCGUUAUUGGGCUGAAUGUUACGAGGCCUGUAAAGCAGCCUCGAAGAAACGCGGCACUUAUCAAGCAGAAAAUCGACGAAUUUUCAAUCAAAAAAUCGUAAUGCCUUGGAAGGUACGACAAGUCGAGGAGAUGACACGUCUGAAUGCCGCUACGCUUGCGCAAAAAACCACAAAUAGUCACAUCAAGAAGCGUUGGAAGAUGGCCAAACGUUUUUUGUAUGGACCACGUGGCCCAUGGUUUACGGGUAAUUCGCCGGAAGAAUUUUGGAUGCUCUCCAAUCAUGAGAAUGUCGCGCGCAUGCGUCUCAAACUCGAGCCGCAAUUGUAUCCGAACAAGCACGAGAAUGCGGCGAAUUUACGUGAUAAUGCCACAAAUGCCUAUGAUCCAAGAGAAAUCUCGGAAUUCGACUCGACAAUUAAGAGUGCCGUUGUACGUGACUUCUUAGCAGACGAUGAGAAUCUACAACUUGAAGAGGAGCUGCGUCAAUCGAUUGAAGCGCAAUCGCAGCAAGAUGUGCCACUGGAAAAAUCAGUCAUUUCACAAGACUGUGAACUGAUUACAUUGAUGACGAAGGUGAAAGGUAAAAUCGAGGUGAAUCAAACGCUAUUUACCUUCAUCGAUUUGAGUCCGCCUUCGGAAGAUGGCUCCAAACACGAUUUUCGCUUUCCAAUCAGCAAAAUACGUGAGGUACAUUUGCGCAAAUUCAAUUUGCGGCGCAGCGCUUUGGAAAUAUUUUUAAUCGAUCAAACUAGUUAUUUUCUCAAUUUUACUACAAAGACACGCAACAAAGUUUUUACGAAAAUUUUGAGCCUCCAACCGCCAAACAUUUUAUAUGGCUCCGGCCGCUCUCCAGGAGAACUACUGCGCGCUUCGGGACUUACGCAGAAGUGGGUAAAUCGUGAGAUUUCCAAUUUCGAAUAUCUUAUGUACUUGAACACAAUUGCUGGCCGUUCCUACAAUGACCUCAGUCAGUACCCAGUAUUUCCUUGGAUAUUGUCGGAUUAUACCAGCGAUGUUUUAGACUUAACCGAUCCAAAAUCUUUUCGCGAUCUUUCCAAGCCUGUUGGCGUGAUCAAUCCUAAAAAUGAGGCUGGUGUGCGCAUCAAAUACGAGUCCUUCGAAGACCCCUCGGGUGCGAUACCGAAAUUCCAUUACGGCACACAUUACUCAAAUUCUGGCGGUGUUUUGCAUUAUUUGCUGCGCGUGGAACCAUUUACGUCGCUACACAUUGAGUUGCAAAGUGGACGCUUCGAUGUGGCCGAUCGGCAAUUCCACUCGAUACCACAAACGUGGAAAUUGUUAAUGGACAAUCCGAACGAUGUGAAGGAGCUGAUACCAGAAUUCUUUUAUUUUCCCGAAUUUCUGAAAAAUAAGAACAAAUUUGAUUUGGGUCACUUGCAAAUAACAAAAGAAAAAGUGGAUGACGUCAUACUGCCAACAUGGGCCAACACACCAGAGGAGUUUAUAGCUAUACACCGACGUGCUUUAGAAUCGGAAUAUGUCAGUCAAAAUCUGCAUCAUUGGAUCGAUUUGAUAUUCGGCUACAAACAGAAAGGCCCCAAAGCUGUCGAAGCGCUCAACGUUUUUUACUAUUGUUCAUAUGAAGGUGCUGUCGAUUUGGAUAAAAUCACCAAUCCCGUUGAACGUGAAGCUGUUGAAGGUAUGAUCAACAACUUCGGUCAAGUGCCAUCACAAUUAUUGCGUGAACCACAUCCGCGUCGUUUGACACAAGAGGAGACGGCACUCAAACUGGUGCGCGCCGAAUUGAAACGACCGGAUCUUACGCAAUUUCUCGAUAAGAUUGUGCAAUAUUAUUGCGAGCUGUCAACGCCAAAAGAUCCAAUUGUCUUCCUGAGCGCACCGCGCAGUCCGCCGCGCUCAUUUCUACAACUCAGUCCGGAUGUGCUUGUCAGCAUAUCAAAAUCAUGUAUACUUGGUGCUAAUUCAUGGAUGUCCUAUGAUAAGGAUCGAGGAUUUCUGCUGGAAAUCGAUGCAACAACUACGAAUUUGAAAAAUCGCAAACGCAUCUUUGGCCCCUUCCAUCCCUCACAAAAUCCACACUCACAACUGUACGCCGUGAGCACAGAUGGUAAGCUUUUGUAUGCCGGCGGCAUCUGGGAUAACUCGCUGCGUGUCUAUAAUUUACAUAAGGGAAAAACCGUAGCCUCUGUAACGCGUCACUUAGACAUAAUCACCUGCCUGGCGUUGGACAACUGCGGCUCUUACUUAGUGACCGGUUCUCGUGAUUGUACCUGCAUCGUUUGGAGCAUACAGACGCAACAGUACGGCAAUGUGCCGGCCAGCACAAACAUUCCAAUGCAUGCGCUUACUGGGCAGGCCCAUUUGCAGGCGAUAACUCAGCUGAAUACGCAGAAUGCCUUCUCGCCCAAACCAUUGACCACACUCUACGGUCACGAUGAUGCCAUUUCGAGUGUCGCCAUUUAUACUGAAUUGGAUAUGGUCGUUUCGGGUUCACUGGACGGCACUGUGAACGUGUAUACCAUACAGGAUGGCCAAUUUGUGCGCACACUAAAACCAAUCGGCUGUACUGAGACCUGCGUACAAAUCUCAUUCGUUACUGUUUCAUAUCAUGGUCACAUUGCAUUCAGCGCGCUGGACGAUACCUCGCAUUCGGUGCAUGUCUACAGUAUAAACGGCACUAGUCUUGGUUCUAAGUAUGUAUCCGGACGUGUAACUGGAUUGGAUACGGCUACCGAUUACUUGGUGGUGGCGGACGAUGCCGGUGAUAUCACCAUGAGUCGUUUGCAUGGCUUGAAACCUGUGUUUGACAUUCCACUUCAUAUUCCAAUACAAACAGUUGUGGUGACACCCGGGAACACACACAUACUUGCACCGCUGCGCGAUGGCCGGUUAGCGGUGAUUGCCGUGCAGGUGCCGGCCGGCAACAAUAAAAAGCAUUCCGUUCUAAACGUUUAAUAAAAGUCAAGCUGCUUAAGAACCAAAACGAAAAUGAACUGUAUGUGGCAAAUAAAUGAAGUGAACGAACGAAUUUUGUAAAGGGUAUGUAGCAGUAGUGUGUGCUUGUAAUUAGAAUAGCUACAGUUUAGGCGUUGGAGCAGCAGCGAAACCGGUAGAAAUGUUAAACGUAGCAAGACAACAACAAAAAUAAAGUGAAGUCGUUGUCACGCAAAUAUAUAUUAACACUCAUUAGUAUAUACAUAAAUAUAAACUUUUGUGAGUAAGUGAGUACAGUGCGCAGUGUUUUUGAGGGGUUUUCUCUGGAAAACUAAAUUUAUACACAUAUGUAGAUACUAGAUAGAAGUAGAAAACACCGUACAACAAUUAUAUGAACUUCAGCUUCUAAUUAGAAGGAUAAAAUGCGAAAGCUCCACUUCAUUGAUAAUAAAUUGCUGAUUAGUGUAUUGUCUGCAACAGCAGGAAAUCAACAAAAAUAGAAUUCAAAGCAAAACAAUAAUAAAACAAAAAUAGUGCAAAUAAGUGUAGUAAACCUUCAAGUGGCAAAAUGAGUGAUUUAGAGCGGGCGAAACAUAAAAUUUACACAGUUUGGGCGCCUAAACGUAGGCUGUAGUUAUUGGAAGUAUAUAAUUAGCGAGACAUAUGCAUUAAUUAGUAACUGUACUCAUUGUCAGCGCUAGCAGCAAUCUGUUUACGCAACAGCAAAGUUUAUAAUUUCGUGCGCUGCUUAUUUACUUGUAUGUUUGUAUGUAUUAUUAUGUAAUUGUAUUUAUUACUUAGUGCUUUCGAGUGAAUUAAAUGUCGCUAGCGCUUUAUGUAUUUUAUUCUAAUUACCACUAAUUCUUUAUUUUUGCCUGUAUGUAAUCUAGUUGUAAUUACAGUUUGUGCAUUAGAAUUAAAUACUGGUCAAUUAAGCAGCUGUCUUAUUUCUCGCUCGCUUUUUAAACCGAAAACUGUAUUAAAUUUUAUUGCAAAAUUAAUAAGUUUAAUAAAAAAAAAAUUUAUCAAUUAUUACCUUAUA